CACUGCAGCAGCGACCAAUCAGCUAGAGAGCUGGCAUCCAGCGCGUCGUAUCCGCCCUCAGUUUGAAGCCCCGGAGUGGGGAACUCGCUGACUCUAAUGUGAAGCGACUGCCCAUCACAAAGAUGAAGUCUCUGGUGUUUGUCUGUGCCCAGAAGGUGGUGUCUGACCACUCCUCCCUGCGCCGGGCGCUGGACUUCAUGCCCAAGGAGCUGUACCCGGCCCUGUUCCAGGCGGCGUUCCUGGGCAAGAAGACCCUGGUGCUGCAGGACCUGGUGCAGACGUGGCCCUUUGCGGUGCUCAGUUUCCAGAAGCUUCUGAAUAGCGACAGACACUGCGACCCUGUGGGGGCCAUGGAGAAGCCCAGCAAGCUGUGCGUGCAGACGAUCAUCCUGGGGGUCAUUACCUACCUGAGCGACGCACUCGCCAAGGGCCCUGAGGGACAGCGGGCUGGGAAGCAGCGGCUGCGCCUGUUGGACAUGACGGGGAUACAGGACGACGGGCUGGAGCAGAACCCCGACACUAUGAGUCUGUGGUCCCGCACGGUGACGCUGGCCAAAGCCUGUAUAGACGUGUCCAAGCGCCACGGUGAGGAGGCCACGCAGGCGUGGAAGCGCCGGAGGGGCAGCCAUAUUACUGCGCUCCCAGCUGCCAGCCCGGUGUACGUGGAAGUGCGCGUGGACCUCUUUGUGAAUAGCACUUCCUACGGCGUCCUGCGGGAGGCGCUGCUGGUCAGCUCGCACAGCCCCCUACGCCUGCAGUGCCGGGACCUCCGGGCCGAGGAGCUGUCGCUCCGUAGCACCGCGGGGCUUCUGGAACUGCUGAGCCCCGGGAGCGUCCGGCAGAUAGACCUGAGGUUCAACAACCUGGGCCUCUCCGGCCUGAACGUCCUGCUCCCGCAAUUGGCCAAGUUCUCGCGCCUGCAGAGCCUCAAGCUGCCGUACAGCAACGUGGACGUAAGGCGCCUCUCCCCCGUCAUGGAGGAAGGACUGCAGAGCUUCGCCUCUCAGCUGGGGCAACUGGGGGCCCUCAGGGAGCUCAAUCUGGGCUCCUCCCGCCUCUCCGGCCGCCUACGCCAGCUCCUCGGGGGUUUGCAGAGACCGCUGGAGAGCUUGGAGUUGGCCUUCUGUUCCCUUCUACCAAUGGACCUUUCCUAUCUCUCCCAGAGUGUCCAUGUGUCGUCUCUAAGGAAGUUGGACCUCAGUGGGAACAACUUGUCGGACCUCCUUCUGACCCCUUUCCUGCAGGUUCUGUCGGAGGUGUCGGGGCGCCUCCUGUACCUGGACGUAAUGGAGUGCAAGCUGAAGGACGCCCAUCUCGGUACGUUGAUGACUAUUCUGCGCCGUUGCUCUCAUCUCCGGUACCUGGGCCUCUUCUGCAAUCCCAUCUCCUCCGACGGCCUGAGAAUGGUCCUGCAGAACUUGGUCCAACUGGCUGAGCUGCGUUUGGUGGUUUAUCCCUUCCCCGUGGAUUGUUACAGCGACGCCACGCAGUUCGCUUCAUCCGCAGCCUUGUUGGACUCUUCCUUUGACCAUGACAAACUUGCCCGUGUUGGGGAGGAGCUUCAGCAGAUGCUCCUGGGCGCCCAGAGGGCGGAUAUGGUAUGGACCACCGACAUGUACGUGCACAGGACACUGGACUCCCUCAGCCUGUAACCUCCCCAUACACAGCUUCCAUAUACACCUGCCUGUAGGGGGCGCUGGGCCCCCCGAGCCUGCAAUCUUCAGAUGCCAACAUGGUGGGCCCUAUGUCCCCCACUAGACCUCAGUACAAAUCCGCUCAGGCUCAGUGUUCUUCUGCAACUUGGCUCUUGGGGGGCUUGGAAUAAAAUUUGGGGGCCCCUCCUAUUACAGUCAUUAUUUUCCCUGUAUUUUCUUUAUAAGAAGAUAUUAUGACACAUUUGUUUCUAUUUUGUAUAUAUAAUAAGUCAUACAGCUAUUUAAUACACAUUGUAUUUUAUUCAUAUUGUUUAUUCCUUAUUGAGACUCAGUUGGUCUCAUUCUGUCGGCAAUAAAAUAUCAACAAAUUCUUCUACUCCA
This is a messenger RNA of Xenopus tropicalis (tropical clawed frog), 2036 nucleotides long. RefSeq names its product leucine rich repeat containing 14 (gene lrrc14). The transcript has 4 exons. The record is from RefSeq and is a predicted model, not a curated record. NCBI's taxonomy places the organism in Eukaryota, Metazoa, Chordata, Amphibia, Anura, Pipidae. Gene Ontology annotation, cellular component: cytoplasm. The coding region runs from base 123 to 1652 and encodes 509 amino acids.